GACGCCUUGAUCAUAAAGCUAGUGGAUCGUCUCGCUUGCAGAGAUCAGUUUUCUUGGGUCUGUCUAAAGUGUGAUGUGAUUGAAAAAAUAUAUCUUUCAAUUAAUUUCUUUUAUUAUGCGAGCAAAGUUCAAUAGCUACAUCGAUUCUUCUUCGAUCUUAAUUUCUUUCUUUUUUUAUUCUUAAUUCUGCAAAAAACUUGGUGCGGUAUAUAAUAUAUAAUAUAAGUGUACAAAUUCGUGUGUAAAAAUGAUGUUACGUAAAUUUAAAAUGUAUUCAGAUGUAGUCAGUGCUUGUAAAUGGUACGAUGUGUUGGCAGCUGUAAGUAAUACGUAUAGAAGAGAAACUAAAAAAAUGAGUUUGCGCUGGAUUCACGAGAAUCUAGAAGCACCAACGUGCGACGAGGAAUGCAGCGAUAUCGACGACAGUUGUAGCGACGACAGCUACGACACGGAAUUGUCCCUUCAGGAAGAGGACAAUGUGACAGAGAACGGGAAAGAUAUCGCUCGUGAUGGCCGGAAGAAGAGGGAAAUCAGAAGAGCCCCGACCUCGACCGUCACCUUCGACGGGAACGGAACGCCACGCAACAUUGAACGUAACUUCAAAUCACGCAAGUACCCGCCUUACGUAAUAUGGGAUCCACGACAGCCAGCGAAAAAUCCUAACUAUAAUUGUCGGAUAAUUAAGCUGUACUGUCGCAUCGGGUAUCAUUUGACAGUUACGCCUUCGGGACGGAUUGAAGGAUUAUCCGGAAAUAAGGAACCACAUGCUCUACUUUACGCGACGCCGGUAUCUUUUGGCGUUAUUAGAAUACAAAGCGUCGAAACAAGGCUAUACUUGGCAUUUAACAAGAAAGGGCAGUUAUACGGAGAGGUAAAUAUGACUAAUGACAACACUGAAUGGGAACAAUGGAGCAUUGGUACUUACGACGCAUUCCGAUCGCGUAAAUAUACGCAUCAUGGAUGGUGGAUAGGAAUAAAGAAAAAUGGACGAGCAAAACCAGGGCCAAAAACAUUUUGGGGACAAAAAGCGAUACAAUUUUCGGCUAUCCAAGAGGAUUAAUCCAAAACUUUCAAGAUAUAGACGUAAUAUGUGGCAUGCUUCGUAUUUUGCUUCCAAUAUUUCAUUUGUUGCGUAAAAACUUUCCUGGGAAGAAAUCCAGGACGAUGAUGAAUGAAUGAAUAAUUUGAGCAACGCAUUACAUCGCACGAUAAACGAUAAGGGAUAAGAUAAUCAUUUGGAUGAGACACCGAUAAUCAUCAAACAGUAAUGUUUCAAUGAAUAUAAUGUUUAUUAUAAUACUGUUAUUCAACAACAAUUGAGACAAUUUGGGAUUGUGCAUUGUGCUUGUGCUCUCACACUGAAACUCUAUCGCAGUUUGCAGAUACAUAUAUAUUAUAUGCCAAUCAAUACGUCAAAUCCUUAUGCUUACACGAUGAUAUUGCGUAUCUAUAAUUUACAUCGUUUUGUGAAUAACAAAAAUUAUCUGGUCAUCUUGCUUAUAAUGCAUACACGAAUAAAUUAGCUUUUCAUAAUAUAUCAUCAAUUAUAGCGUACUACAUUCUAUAUAAUCUUAUACAUUAUCUCUUUUGUACAUCUACAUACAAUGCGUAUAUACGUCAUGCGUAUAAAUACGUCAAAAUUUUACAAGCAAGAAUUUUCUAUUAAAGAGCAAAUACUUGGAUAAAAUAUAUGUACGGCUUCGAAUGUUUUAGUACCCAACUUUGUAGAUGUUAAGUGUGAAUUUCCAGCAAAUUUUAGAAAAAGCCUACGAAUGUAACGAAUGUAAGCGAAUGUAUAUGAAAGAGAGAUGAAUUCGUAAUCGUAUAUAAAAAAAUUUAUUAAUGUUAAUGGUAUUAAAUAAUAAAAUUAAAUUAUUUAGAAAUA
This is a messenger RNA of Wasmannia auropunctata (little fire ant), 1885 nucleotides long. RefSeq names its product fibroblast growth factor 1-like. Bases 248 to 1060 code for a protein of 270 amino acids. Gene Ontology annotation, cellular component: cytoplasm. The transcript is spliced from 5 exons. The record is from RefSeq and is a predicted model, not a curated record. Gene Ontology annotation, molecular function: growth factor activity; fibroblast growth factor receptor binding. Gene Ontology annotation, biological process: positive regulation of gene expression; positive regulation of cell population proliferation; regulation of cell migration. NCBI's taxonomy places the organism in Eukaryota, Metazoa, Arthropoda, Insecta, Hymenoptera, Formicidae.